Salpingoeca rosetta is the source of this 1765-nucleotide messenger RNA. RefSeq lists its product as uncharacterized. Gene Ontology annotation, molecular function: U2 snRNA binding; U1 snRNA binding. The transcript has 5 exons. Gene Ontology annotation, cellular component: Cajal body. Bases 171 to 1700 code for a protein of 509 amino acids. NCBI's taxonomy places the organism in Eukaryota, Choanoflagellata, Craspedida, Salpingoecidae. Gene Ontology annotation, biological process: spliceosomal snRNP assembly. The record is from RefSeq and is a predicted model, not a curated record.
CGACUCCACAGCCAGCCAAAGGCGAAAGAGAACGAACGCCAGCCAGUUUGUUUGCCAGUGUGGUUUGUGUUGCAGUGGAAGUGGCAGAGACUCUGUUGUUGUCCAUCGGAGGAGAAAGAAAGCAAGCAACAACAACAACAAGGUUUGACGGUUCUUUUCUACCGCCAUCUAUGCGCGUGAAGCUUGUGUUUGCGGCCGGGCAGCCGGCGCCGUUGUGGCUGGAAGUGAGCGAUGUCGAAAGCGCCAACACCAUCAAGGAUGUGGCACAGCACGUGCGCAAGCUGACCAAGCUGAAAGCGCCAGUCACGCUGUACUUGGACGGCUGUCCCUUGCGCGACGACCAAUCUACAUCCGUUCUUCGCGACAACGACUGCCUCUGGGUGUUUGGCAACGGCGAGCGGGCACCACAGGCGUAUCCGACGGUGGUGCCGUUUGGCGGCAUGCAGCCAUCGUGGAAUCUGCAGUCCCUUCUCUCCCAAGCAGCCAACCCUUUCGCCAUGCCCUCGUUCCCUGCAAUAGCCCCGAUGCCGUCUUCCACGCCAAAGCGCAGAAGCAGCAGCACCGGUAUAGUGACGGGAUCAGAGGCGCAAUGCAGUGAGGACGCUGACGCACGUGAGUCGGCAGCAAAGCGAGCCAAGACCACGAAGCAAAAGAAGCAGAAGAAGCAAGAAAAGAAGCAGGAACAGCAAGACGAGCAGGAUGCCGGGCAAGCCGCGGAUGACAAGCAGCACAAGAAGGACAAAGCGAAGAAGAAGAAGGACAAGACAAAGGAUGGCAAGGACAAAGGCAAGAAAUCAAACAAGAAGACGGCCAAGGAAACCACACCAGAUACACUCGCACAACAGAGCAACAAGACAAGCGAACAUGGCACACCAUCAGUGCAGCUGGCUGCGGACACAGCAGCAUCGGCUUCAAGCACGGCUGGAGCGAUGGACACAACGGCAGACUCCGUUGCAGACACGAGCGCUGCUGGUGAUGGAGACGCCAGCGAAGCAGACACGCCGCAGACGGGGAAAAGGCGAAGAAGGAGGCGAGGGCGGAGAGGGCGCAGGGGACGAGGGAAGAAGGACCAGCAGGAGGGCGAGGGUGAUCGUGAUCGUGAAGAGGAAGGGACCAAGGAGACGGCUGGGGACGCGUUGGGCGCAACACCACAGAAAAAGACGCCAGCGAGGAAGACCAACUCGACAGCAGAAGUGACGCCGAAACGAGCAAGUGGCAUGGCCAGCACGCCCGCAACGCCUCACGCGCCCUCGAACACAUCCGCGAUGGCAGUACCAAAGCCAGGAACACAAGCACAAGCAACAUCAGCGUCAACACCGGCAAUGAUGGUGGGGGCAGCGACACACGAUGGUGUUGGUGUUGGUAGCGAUGUUGGUGACUAUUCGGCGUGGCCGGAGGUGACGGGAGAGCCGAAGCAGGGCGACCGCCUCGCAAUCAAGGUGCUGGAGAUGUCGGAGACAUAUUCCCCGCAGGUGUCAGACUUCAAGGAGUGCGAGGUUGUUGCGAUUGACCCGGCCGCCAACGUCAUCUCCGUCCGUCUCGCGCCGCACGUCCCGCUCGCGCCGCAAACGAAUGGAAAGUUUGACUUGACCACACACGAUGAUGAUGGCGAUGGUGAUGAUGGUGGCGGUGAUCGUGUUGUCGAGUACUUUAUCACGAGCAUUCACGACAUGCGCAUGUGCCCGCCAUCGACAAACUGAAGCUGCCUCCUCGUGUGUGUGCGUGUGCGUGUAUGUGUGUGUAUGUGUGUGUGUGUGUGUGUGUG